AAAUUAUUACAAAAAAUUGUUAUUAUUAAGAAACUUUAUUAAUUUAAAAAUUAUUAUGCAUCAACAACAAAAUAGAAAAGCAAACAAAGUAGAAAUUAAAAAGAGUAUUCGUAAGAAAAUCUUGAAGAAGAAUCAAACGAAAAUCAAAUUUCACUCUAUAAGUUUAAACAAUUAAUCAUCUUAUCAGAUUAAAUUAAUGAAAAAGCAAGGAAAAAUUAAAGGUAAAAUAUAAAAAAGAGAACCUAUUGCUUUCGAAUGUUUGAUUUGUUCUUCAUCAUACAAACACAAUCUUGAUGAUUUAAAUAGCAAUUAUUAAAAUUAAAUAUGUUUCCAUUUUAGAAAAAAAAUAUGCCCUAAUUGUUUAGAUUAGUGGAUGUCUUAGCAAAUAUAAGAUUAAGGCUCUCUUAAUUAUAAUGCACUUAAAAUAAAAUGUCCUAUUAAUACAUGCAAUUAAUUGUUUUUAUUUAAUCUUUUCAAAUAAGUUUUUAAUAUGAAAAUAUUUCCCAUAACUACUCAAUAACUUUUAAACCAUUACUGUAGAUAAUAAUAUGAUAUUGUUAGUUGUCCAAAUUCCACUUGCAGCUAUAGAGGAAUAGUUAAUAAUUAAAAAUGCACUGAGCCUUUUCAAUGCAGUUUAUGCUAGCAUUAAUGGAGUGAGCAUUCAUAAAAUAGUUUUAAAAAUUUGAAAGAGCUUAAAAGCAACUUAUACAAAUACUUUUUCACAAAAAAUUGCCCAACAUGCAAUGCACAUAUUUAAAAAAAUGGAGGAUGUAACAAUAUGACAUGUAGGAAAUGUUAAACAGGUUUUUGCUGGCUAUGUUUGAAUCCUCAUGGUAAGCACCCUGCCUCGUGUGGUAUUAAAUAAGCAGCAAAAUGCUUACUUUUAUAUACUCCUGUGAUAUACUUUUAUAAAAAGUUCUAAUUCUUGAAGCUUUUAAAAAAUUACAAUCCAAUCAAAAAAUGUGAAAAAUGGUAUGAUUUCCUAUUGUAUCCUUUCAAAUGUGUUGGAGUUGGAUUCAGAUUCGGUACUUAUUAUGCCUUUUGUAUCUCUUCUUUCUUUUUAGCUUACACUGCAGGUUUAUCUUUAUUAAGAAUGUCCAGCGCAAUAAUAUUAAAAAUUUAGAAUACUAUUAAUUCUUAUCAUGGAAAACCUUAAAUAGUACAGUAAAUUAAUGUACCGAGAUAAUAGUUUAGAUAAUAAAGCACUUUGAAUAUUGCAACAGCUGGCUGUUUAGUUUCUGGAUUAAUAUCCUAUUAUUAUGGAAACAAAACUGAAUAUAAAAUAUUUCUUGGAGUAAAUUUUCUCUAUCUCUCAUUUAUCUCUUCAAUAAUUGUAGGAACAUCAAUUUGAAAUAUUUGCUAAAUUAUGCUAAAAAUAUUAUAAAUUUCUUAACUCUCAUAUUUUAUAAACUUAUCUAAUUAUUUUUACUUAUAAAUAAUCUAAUGUUUUAUCAUUGUUUGUUUUAAUAAAUCCAAAUUUAUUAUUAAAUAAAGUAAUAGUUA
Tetrahymena thermophila SB210 is the source of this 1503-nucleotide messenger RNA. RefSeq names its product Ibr domain protein. Gene Ontology annotation, molecular function: zinc ion binding; ubiquitin protein ligase activity; ubiquitin conjugating enzyme binding. The transcript has 2 exons. NCBI's taxonomy places the organism in Eukaryota, Ciliophora, Oligohymenophorea, Hymenostomatida, Tetrahymenidae. Gene Ontology annotation, cellular component: cytoplasm; ubiquitin ligase complex. Gene Ontology annotation, biological process: ubiquitin-dependent protein catabolic process; protein polyubiquitination; positive regulation of proteasomal ubiquitin-dependent protein catabolic process. The record is from RefSeq and is a predicted model, not a curated record.